UCUGUUCUCGUAAGUAUUUUGAUGGAUGUUCCUUCGCACCUGUAGUCCUUUGAGCCUUAUUAAUCCAAGAAACUUUCCCUCCGAAUCAAAGAGCAGAGAAAUUCCCAAACAAGAGACCUCAAUCAAUCAAAGAAGUAAAAAAGAAAUAUAUUUGUUUGACUUUUUUGGGGGUUAAAUGCAUGGAAGAGUUCCACGCACUGCGAGGAAACUUCCUGUUUCCCUGUCGGAAAGAAAUGUCGUAGUAUCUGCGUAAGACCAUUAUAGCUGAACUCCGGUGUCAACACUUUUUACUGGAUAGAAAAAGAAGAGCCGAGAGAGACGGUGGCUCCAAUGUCUGCUUAAGUUGAUAAAAAGCUACGAAAGAAGUUCUUGAAUCGCGGUGCUUAAUUGCAGCAAGCACUCAAGAUUUCCUUCACUGGUUACUUGCUUGAGAACUCCAGCAAAAGAGUUUAUAUUUCGGUUUGGAAAAUUGAUGUUCUAAAUUUCCAGCCAACAGACUAGCAUUUAGUGCUGUGAUUUUUGGGAAUCGAAGUCUAUAGCUUAGAGUUUAGAGGCUACUUUAGCAACGUGAAAGGUAAUCUUAGAGGUGUAGUUGAAAUUCAGGAUUUGUGGUUCAAUAUUCUGAUUAUUGACUAUCGAGGUUGUGAUUGUUGGUGAUCUUCGAUUUGUAAUCUAUGGGGGACCCUGACAUGGUGAUUCCAGAAUUAGAAGGGGAAGGAAACCUUCUUGCUGCGGUGAAGCGAACUAUGAUGGCAUUAAGAUCAAGAAAGAAUCUUACAGAUGACGAGAUGGAGAUUUUGGGCGACCUUCAUACCCAAUUAACUACCACAAUCACAAUCGGCGAAAGAAAGGCUGAUGAAAAUAACAAGAUUGAAAAAAGGCUAAAUGUUAUUCAGGAGAAGAUUAUGAGUUGGGAUAGACAUUGGCCUAUGAUCUGGGACUCGCAUCUUGAUCAAGCUACUGCGUAUCUAAAUGCUGCUGGUGAAGUCCGAGAGCUGAAUGAAAGACUGGAGACUUUGUUGUGUCGGAAUGAUGACAGCAAAAAGAAGAUGCUACAGAGGGCUCAAAAAGUUCUUCAACUGGCAAUGAAAAGGCUUGAGGAGGUGUUCAAGCACACGCUUGUUGAAAACAGACAACCCUUUGAGCCAAACCAUGCUUCUGUUUUCUUAAGUGCUGCCAAUAGAGUCUCAAAAAUCUCUCCUGGGGAUUACUUGGUUGAGAACUCAGAUGAUAGAUGUAUUUUUAACAGAAAUUCAGAGGAGUUCAUCAUUGAUUUGGUUCAAUAUGAUGUCAUUUCUGAGCUCAGACGAAUUGCAAAUUUGAUGUUCAUUUCUGGCUAUGGUGAUGAAUGUUCUCUGGCAUAUAUUAACCUUCGAAGAGAUGCCUGGAAUGAGUGUCUUUUCAAUCUUGAAAAGGAGAAACCGAGAAUUGAAGAUGUGCUAUGCUCGAAGAGGGACAACUUCGAAUCAGAGUUGGACAGCAUAAAAUCGAAGAACAAGAGAUGGAUUCAGAAUAUGAAGAUCUUUGUACGUGUCUAUCUUGCUAGUGAGAAAUGGCUCUCGGGACAGAUUUUUGGGGAACUCAGUACGGUUAAUUUGGUUUCUUUGUCUGGGGAUUUAAUCUUGCUGCUAUUGAAGUAUUUUGGGAAAGACAUAUCUAUUUAUCCCCUAAAUCCAGAAAAGCUGUUCCAUAAUCUUGACAUAUACGAGGUCCUGGCUGGUCUUCAUCCAAAUGUAGAUUCUUUGUACUCCGACAAGGAUUUUUCUCGAGUUAGAGUUUACAGCGAUGAGGUUCUAAGGGGAUUGGCUGACUCUGUGAGGCGAACACUUCAUGAAUUUCCGAAUUACAUUGUUACAUACAUUACGAGAGAUUCUUUUGCGAACAUUCCAUCUGAAGGAAUUCACCCUCUCACCAAAUAUGUAAUGAAGUACAUCAGUACUCUCGCUGACUACAGCGAGACCCUUAAUUUUCUCCUCAGGGACUAUGAUGGGGAAGAUCCCAUGUUAGCAUCCCCUUGCAAGAGUUCAGAUGUGGAAGAAGAGAACAUAAGUGGAGGCACAUGCGACUUUUCCCCGAUUGCUCACUCCUUUCGAUCAAAUGCCUCAAUUCUAAAAUGGCUUUACAGUGGCUCCCCGAUGAGUUCAGCUAUGCAAGAAGAGCGCAUAAGUAGAGAUACAUCCAACUUUUCCCCAAUUUCUCUCCAACUGGGAUUGGAUGCUUCACUUCUAAAAUGGCCAUCCAAUUGCUUCCUGCUAAGUACGGCUACAGAGGAAGAGAGCAUAAAUGGAGGCACAUGCGACAUUUCCCCAGUGGCUCUCUACUUUCGAUUGGUUGCUUCCAUUUUAGAAUACGAGCUCUUCAACAGGGCCAAGUCAUUUAAAGAUGCUUCUUUACAGCACGUAUUCUUGAUGAACAACAUGCAUUACAUGGCACAAGAAGUUGUGAAUUCGAAUCUUCAGUCUGUACUCGGAGAUGGGUGGAUUCGACGGGAUGCCUUAGAUGAGUUUCUCCUUAUUCUUGAAAUGGAGAAACUGAGCAUUGAAGAUGUGCAGAGAUUGGGGUGGGACAGAAUAAAUUCCAAGAUCAGGAGAUGGGUUCGGACUAUGAAGAUCUUUGUGCGGAUCUAUCUUGCUAGUGAGAAAUGUCUAUCUGAACAGAUUUUUGGGGAUCUGGGAACAGUUGAUUUGGUUUCUUUUGCUGAGGCUCCAAAGGCUUCAGUGCUGCGGCUUUUAAAUUUUGGUGAAGCUGUAUCUAAUGGUCCCCAUAAACCAGAAAAGCUGUUUCCUAUACUUGAUAUGUAUGAGGUCCUAGCAGAUCUUCUUCCAGACAUAGAUUCCUUAUUUGCAGAUGAGGCUGGUGGUCGUGUUAGAAUUUACUGUCGAGAAGUUCUAAGGAGAUUGGGGGACUCUGUAAGGGCAGCAUUUCUCGAAUUUGAAAAUGCUAUUUCAACGAGCACCUCAACUGACCCUAUUGCAGGAGGUGGAGUUCAUCCCCUCACCAAGUAUGUUAUGAGUUACCUCAAUGCUCUCACUGGUUACCGGGAAACUCUCAAUUUUCUCCUCAAGGACCAAGAUGGAGAGGAUACCAUGUCAUUGUCCCCUGACAUUAAUCCAUCUACAGAAGAAGAGAACGCUAGAGAAGGUGCAUGCGAUGGUUCACCACUGGCCCUCCACUUCCGAUCAGUUGCUUCAAUUCUAGAAUGCAAUCUUGAUGACAAGGCCAAGCUAUAUAGAGAUGCUUCUUUGCAGCACAUAUUCUUGAUGAACAACAUUCAUUAUAUGGCUCAAAAAGUUAUGAAUUCGAAUCUUCAGUCUAUACUUGGAGAUGGGUGGAUUCGAAAGCACAACUGGAAAUUCCAGCAGCAUGAGAUAAACUAUGAAAGAAAUACCUGGAGUUCUAUCCUCGCUACACUAGAGGAAGAGGGGAAUUCCAAUUCUUCAAGAACUCUUCUCAAGGAAAGGUUUCGGAAUUUUUAUACCGCUUUUGAGGAGGUUUACAGGACGCAGACAGCGUGGUCAAUCCCAAAUGCUCAUCUACGAGAAGAUUUGCGAAUCUCAACAUCCCUCAAGGUGAUCCCAGCUUACCGGACAUUUGUCGGAAGACAUACAAAUCAAAUUAGUGACAAGCAUAUCAAGUACAGUGCAGAUGAUUUACAGAAUUACUUGUUGGAUCUCUUUGAGGGGUCUCAAAGAUCAUUGCACAAUCCCCACAGGAGAUCAUAGAGUAAUCGAUACAUUGUAAUUUCUUAAACCUGGGGUUUAGGCUUUUAGUUUUGAUGUAGGAUAGCGUGACGAAGGAAUCCUAGACCGACUGGAAUAAUAGUUCUGCAGGGAAGAAAACACCGGGAGCCGAGCAGUGUAUUUUGCCUACAACUACUCUUUUCCUUAUUUAACAUAGACUCCUAUAUUGGAGUCCUUAUUUUGCUAAUAUUAUUGCUUUAAGUUUAGGACUUUGA
Messenger RNA from Populus nigra (black poplar), 3955 nucleotides. Its product is annotated as exocyst complex component EXO70E2-like. Gene Ontology annotation, cellular component: exocyst. Gene Ontology annotation, molecular function: phosphatidylinositol-4,5-bisphosphate binding. The record is from RefSeq and is a predicted model, not a curated record. Bases 675 to 3722 code for a protein of 1015 amino acids. Lineage: Eukaryota; Viridiplantae; Streptophyta; Magnoliopsida; Malpighiales; Salicaceae. The transcript is spliced from 2 exons. Gene Ontology annotation, biological process: exocytosis.